AUGUCACGAGUUGUUAUUCAAGAGUCAUAUGGGCCUGUUUGCAAACUGCUUCUAAACCGACCGAAAAACUUGAACGCUUUAAACUUUGAAUUAGCACAAGCUUUAGAUCAUGAUAUUACUAUCGCUGAAAAAAAUUCUCAAAAAAUUAUAUUGGCAUCUACAAGCGAGAGAGCUUUUCAAGCUGGCGCUGAUUUAUAUCGUUUAUUAUCAACCUGUCACGAUAUUCCUAAUUGGGUAGGAUUCUCUUAUAAUGUAAUAAAACGACUUUACAAGCACCCUUUUGAAACUCUUAGUGUAUGGCAAGGACAUAUAAUAGGCUAUGGAGUAGGAGUUGGAAUGGCUUGCAAAUAUUCCUUAGCAUUGCCAAGCACUCUAUGAUGCAUGCCGGAACAUCACAUAGGUGUAGUGCCUGAUGCUGGCUGCUCCCACUUGCUAUCUCAUCUACAAGAUGAAGCUUAUGGGCUUUACUUGUUUCUUACGAGUCGCAGAAUAUCUGGGAUUGACUGUUACUAUUCAGGGAUCUGCACACAUUAUACACGACCAGAAAACUUGCCACAUAUUUUUAGCGAGAUCGAAGGAAACCAAGAUUCCGUUAAAAAUAUUUUAAAUAAAUAUAAAUAUGAGCCGGAAAAAGAACUAAGUAGGUACUUGAAGCAUAAAGAUGAAAUUAAAGAAGCAUUCACCAAUCCAAGCUCUAUUGAAGAAAUCUUAGAGAAGUUAGAAAAUAACAACACAGAAUUCAGCAGAGAGACUUCUAAAGAAAUAAGGUAUUUGUGUCCUUUGAGUGUGAGGAUGGCUUUAGAGCAUUUUAAAUCUGGGAAGCAAAGAACGUUUCUUGAGUCUUUGGAUUCAGAUUUUUUGCUUGACUGCAAUCUUAUGACAUAUAAAAAUCAAAAUUUUAUCAUUGGAGUUACGACCAAAAUGAUCGAAAAAAGCAAUGCAAGACCUAAUUGGGUUCCGAAUUCCCUUUCUGAGGUGACAUAUGAUAUGGUCUAUGACCAUUUAAGAAUUGACAAAAAACCAGAACUAAACUUUACAGCUCAACAAUCAUAG
Messenger RNA from Blepharisma stoltei, 1053 nucleotides. Lineage: Eukaryota; Ciliophora; Heterotrichea; Heterotrichida; Blepharismidae. The record is from the annotation of a GenBank genome assembly.